Messenger RNA from Cyprinodon variegatus (sheepshead minnow), 1564 nucleotides. RefSeq names its product voltage-dependent anion-selective channel protein 2-like. Gene Ontology annotation, cellular component: mitochondrial outer membrane. Gene Ontology annotation, molecular function: voltage-gated monoatomic anion channel activity. Bases 140 to 769 code for a protein of 209 amino acids. Gene Ontology annotation, biological process: monoatomic anion transmembrane transport. The transcript is spliced from 8 exons. The record is from RefSeq and is a predicted model, not a curated record. NCBI's taxonomy places the organism in Eukaryota, Metazoa, Chordata, Actinopteri, Cyprinodontiformes, Cyprinodontidae.
GAAAGGUCAGCAUUUUGUUGCAGAACGGUCUCCUUCAGCUCGCCCUCCAAUCGGUGACGCCUGCUCCUGUCGUGUGUUGUGGGGAACAGCUCCAAAAAGUCACUUUAAUAUAACACUAGCAUCUUUUUUAUUUGGUACAAUGGCCGUGCCUCCCACUUAUGCUGAUUUGGGCAAGUCUGCCAAGGAUAUCUUCAACAAAGGCUAUGGAUUUGGCCUGGUGAAGCUUGAUGUCAAGACAAAGUCAGCUAGUGGAGUUGAAUUCAAAACAUCUGGUUCAUCCAACACUGAUACCAGCAAAGUUGCCGGGAGCCUGGAAACCAAAUACAAGCGCCCUGAAUAUGGUUUGACUUUCACUGAGAAGUGGAAUACUGACAACACCUUAGGAACAGAGAUCGUUAUUGAAGAUCAGAUUACAAAAGGACUUAAGUUGACAUUUGACACAACCUUUUCCCCAAACACUGGUUACAGCAAUGACGGCAAUGAGUUUGCUGGCUCCAUCUACCAGAAGCCCAAUGACAAGCUUGAGACUGCAGUCCAACUGUCUUGGACUGCCGGCAGCAACAGCACAAGCUUUGGCAUUGCUGCAAAAUACCAACUGGACAAAGAUGCCUCCAUCAGCGCUAAAGUUAACAACAAUAGCCUUGUGGGUGUUGGGUACACCCAGACCCUUAGACCAGGUGUAAAGCUGACCCUUUCUGGUCUGAUUGAUGGGAAGAGCAUCAACGUAGGAGGCCACAAGCUCGGUCUGGGUUUGGAGCUGGAAGCCUGAACUGUCAUACUGCAAGGGACUAGGGAAUAUCAGAAGAAUCGGGCCUUAACUCCAUUUUCAACUCAAACCAGCAAAGGGAAAUUGCCGUGAGAUCAUAUCAAAGGCUUCUGCAACACACAUCUGUGCACCACAUCAAGUCGGUGCUGUUUGUAGUCAUGUUUUUUGUUUUUUUAUGUAUUGUACGACGUGGACGCUUCAAUUCCAAGUCUAUCAUUGUCAUUUUAUUUAAUAAUAAUCUAUCUAUCCAGUACUGCCAUAAUAAUUUAGUAAUUAAAUCCCUCUGUACAACUAUGUGUGGCUGUAGGAAUAUUCAGACACUCCAUUGUUGUUCCAUUUGUUUAAACAUAAAUGCAAACCUUUUUUUUUUUCCUAAAGGGUCGUCAUAUUUUGUUCACACCUAAAUUACACUACUUCUGUGUUUGAGUACUGACCAUGCACCCAAGGACCUCAUUGUUGUUCCGUUAUGUUGUUUGAGGCUGGGAUGUUUUAGCAAAGCUAAACAUGUGACCUUCCCCUUAACUUAGCAGUUUUGGGGUUACUUAAAGUGGGAAAGAAACCUGCAUGUUGCAUAUCACCCAAGCAGAGGUUUUGUUUUUAUUAUUAUGCAACACCAGAUGACUGUGGAGCACAAUGUUCAAUGAUGCCAAACUUUAAAAUUCUUUGAAGAAAAUGUAAAGUUGCACAGGUGCACUAUAGAAAGCUGUGCUUCUAUUCUAAGUGGAGAACGAUCAUGGGAGAAGUCUUUGAGGUCCCUUUGUUUAUGAAUGGAUUUUCAAUAAAGUCUUUGAAGCUGAA